AUUUUUUAACACUUAAUAAUUUGCCUGUAUUACUUGACCUGUAAUGUCAGAAUUUGGCAACUUGAGUUUUAAUAUGAUAGCUUUCCUUUGGUGUUUUGGUCUAUGUACCACGUUACUAUCUUUUUAAGCUUAAAUUCUUUGCAGCUCCUGUCAAAUACUUUCCUUUGUAUAUUGUGAGGCAUUCAUCUUUUCUUCAUGGAUUAAAUUCCCUCCUCUUUUUCUUUAUAGGGCCUACUAUAACUAUUCCGUACCUUUUGCCAGAGCCAAUUGAAAAUAUGAGGAGUAUCCAUUGUUUAAUAUUCUGGUGACCUUUAGGUGCAUCUUUGGAUUGGCAGUUCUUGUUUUCAUCUUUGUAGUCUAGUGUAGUUUAGUUACUAUAAAUGGAAGUUUAAAAAAAAAGCAUUUUGAUUAAUUUGAAUUGACAUUGUUUUGUCUUUUCUCAUUUCUCAUAUAUACUGCGUUUUCCCCAAAGUGUAACUACAUCGUAAUGUUGAUCAGAGGUUCUUUACAGUAAAAAUGACAUUGAAAUUACUGACAUUAAAGCAGUAGAUCAGGUGAAUGGGAACAGGUGUUUUCUGUCUUCUUUGAAAGAUAAAGGCCAAAAUAUGGCUACUUUUUUAUUUUUUAUGUGAUGCAGAAAGAAGUGUACAGAAGAUGUAGGUAAGAUGUUUACAGGAAUGGCCUGAAGGUUAUGCAAAAGACCAGGUGAGGCAUGAUGGAGAAUCUGCUGUAGAAGUUUACAAUAUGAGAAACUGAAUUGUAAUAACUUGCUAUUGCUUUGGAGUGAAAAACUCUUGUUUAUGUGAUGAAAGUAGUGAAUCAAAUCGAAUGCAUCAUGAUAAACAUUUUUUAAAGGAUCUAAAUAAUCACACUUCACUGCAGUGUAUAGCUAAGAAAAUUCUCCUGCGUUUUCAGAGGAAAGAUGAGCGGAUUGCAUCACUGGAAACAGAAAAUGCGAUGCUGUAUUUAAAACUGGCCAACUUGCGUGGAGAGGUCUCCUCGGCCAAAGAAGAAGCGUCUGCAUCUAACGCUGUUCUGGAGACUGGAGACCGUUUUAAAAUGAAUGUGAAGCAGAGAGCUGGCCAGCUCUGUCUGGAGGCGCAGAAUUUAAAGUCUGAACUCUCCAAGAUUCGUGCUCUUGCCUUGGACAUGCCUCAUCAGAUUGGGCAGUUCCUUCAGAGAGCAAAAACUGUUGUUCAGCAUCACAGCGCAGAGUUCCAGUCUCACUCCUCAAACAUAACUGCCCUGGCCGACCAAGUGUGCCAGUUACAGAACACUCUGAGUGACAUCACCGACCAACAUGCCCGAGAGAAACGGAGGAGGCAAGAGUUGCACAACCUUCUCAUGGAACUCCGUGGAAAUAUUAGAGUUCAUGGAAGAUUGAGGCCGCUCAUGGAGUUUGAUGGAGAAAAUGAGGAUGUCUCUACUUUAGGAAGGCCUGGCACUAAGUCUGAGGUGGUUGUUCACUAUGUGGAUGAUGAGAACGUCUGUGUCCGCACCAGCAAGCACAACAAAGUCUUUGAAUAUGAAAGAGUGUACAGCCCCAGUGAGAAGCAGGAAUCUGUGUUUGAUGAAGUACAACCCAUGCUCACCUCCCUGCUGGAUGGGUACAACAUCUGCAUUAUGGCGUAUGGGCAGACAGGAAGUGGGAAAACUCACACCAUGCUCGGCAGUCACCGCAAUGACGACUACAACCCGAGCCAAGACCCGCAUCCUGAUGAAGGAGUCAUACCGAGAGCUACGCGAGAACUGUUCAGGCUGAUUGAGGAGAAGGCGCCCGGCACCCACUCGAUCGAGGUGUCGGUGGUAGAGGUGUACAACAACGACAUCCGUGACCUUCUCAGCAGCGACCCCAACGCCAAGCACGAUGUCAUCACCGGGGGCGACGGACAACUCAGUAUACCUACCGUCAUCUCGAAGCCUGUGGACACGGUGUACGCCGUCAUGUGUUUGGUCCAGCGAGGUCUCCGCACGCGCAGAGAGACAGCCACACUGGUGCACGAACACUCCAGCCGCUCCCACCUCAUCGUCACGCUGACCGUCACAUCCAAGGCUCCCAGCUUCUUUGCCAAGUCGGCGUCGGUGGACUCCAAUUUGUCUGAAGUGGGUUUGGGUAAGAAAGGUCGCUCGCUGUCACAGACCUGGACGAAUGACCAGCUGCAAGGCAUAGGUCAAGGUCAGGUGCCAGCCAAUCAGCAACCAGUGAUACGCACUAAACUACAGCUGGUAGACUUGGCAGGAAGUGAAUGUGUUGGCAUGUCGGGUGUGAAGGGCGUGGCACUGCGGGAAGCCUCCUUCAUCAACAAGAGUCUGUCUGCACUGGCUGAUGUCCUCGGAGCACUGGCCGAGCAUCGAACACACGUGCCGUACAGGAACUCCCGUCUGACACACUUCCUGCAGGAUUCUAUCGGAGGUGACGCCAAGCUGCUAGUCCUACUGUGUGUGUCCCCGGCACAGCGCUACAUCACCGAGUCGCUCCAGUGUCUGGGCUUUGGUCAGCGGGCCAGGCAGGUGCAGAGAGGACCCACCAAACGCCGUCUGCCAUCCUCCGUGGAAAAAGUGACCGCUGCCGAUGGACAGAGCAGUAGCAGGAUGCGGUCUGGUUCUUCCUCUCGCUAGAAGGAUUUUUGUCCCUGCUAUUCAACAAUAUAGGCCUUACUUGAGAUUUUGUCUCUGCUACAUGUGUAGACAACAAUAUUAUAGGCUUUUCUUGAGAUUUUGUCUCUGCUACAUGGGUAGACAACAAUAUAGGCCUUACUUGAGAUUUUGUCUCUGCUACAUGUGUAGACAACAAUAUUAUAGGCUUUUCUUGAGAUUUUGUCUCUACUACAUCGAGACCUCAGUGCUUUCUUGUAGUAUCUUCAUUUUUUUUUUACAUUGAAAAUGUGACUUUUCUUAAGCUCACUCUUUGGUAUGAACUGUUUUCUCUGUUCAAUAAAAUGGAGAUGCAACAAGAAAGCUCUGAGGUUGCAACACGUGUGAUGCAACAAUAUAGGCCUUACGUGAGAUUUUGUCUCUACUACAUAUGUAUACAAUAUAGGCCUCACUUGUGCCAGUGUCAGGUCAAAGGCUACCAUUGGGUCAUCCAUGGUUGGGAAGCUGGUCAAUAAUAUCCAAGUUUGGGCGUCUGAUUUAAGAGUGACCCGCAUUCUUUCUCCUGGAGAGAGACAGACAGACAGCAUGACAGACUAAUGCCAGAAACAGAGAGAGACGGACAGAACGAGUAUGUGAGUGUGCUUGAUGGAAUGAGUGAGAGAGUUAUUAAACGAAAAGGAUAGAGAGAGUGAGAAAGUGAAUGAUUGAGAGCUUUGGAAGAAUAUAUGCAUACAGAGUGAAAAAGGAGGGAAGACUAAGACUUGCUUAGCCGAAGUCAGCCAUUUCACUGACAAUGCUUCUCUCAUUCUCCUACGCCAAUACCUGAAUUAUCAAAAAGUGUGCGGUUUGUUGUAAUGUUGUCCUCACACAUAUAUAUUAUGUAGUCUAUAUGAUAUACACAUAUCUACCUUGAAUGAUAGCUUUGUGCCUUUUAGUCACAGCAGAGUGAAAUUUUGUUCAUAACCCAAAAGGGUACUGUUGAUAUAAAUAAUAUAUAAAUUAAACUUCCAUUCCAUACGCGGUUCCGUCCAUACAGUUGACUCUCUGCUGUGUCAUUUGCCAAGAAUAAAUCAACCUAGAAACAUA
This is a messenger RNA of Aplysia californica (California sea hare), 3681 nucleotides long. RefSeq names its product kinesin-like protein KIF25. Gene Ontology annotation, molecular function: microtubule motor activity; microtubule binding; ATP binding. NCBI's taxonomy places the organism in Eukaryota, Metazoa, Mollusca, Gastropoda, Aplysiida, Aplysiidae. Gene Ontology annotation, biological process: microtubule-based movement. The transcript has 13 exons. The coding region runs from base 829 to 2619 and encodes 596 amino acids. The record is from RefSeq and is a predicted model, not a curated record.